UCAUACAAUCAACUUUCUGACUAGAAGCUGAAAUCUACAGCAGCCAUGAUCUUGGCAGAAGCUGGAUUUUUGUUUUUGGGUUUCAUUCUGUGUCUCUCAGGUGUUAAUGGAGGAGAAACCAGGAUCUGUGCUCUCAAAGGUUCAUCAGUGGAUCUGAACUGCUCACAUCAACAUCUGACUUCAAGCAGAAAAUGGUUCACUGUACGCUUGAAUGGAUCAAAGUAUGUUCAGAGUGAGCUCUCUGUGGAUGGACAACGUGUAACGUACAACAUGUCUGAAGAGAAAAACCAACUUUAACCAUCAAUGAUCUAAGAGAGAGUGAUGCAAACACUUACUGCUGUAUGAAGACUACAGACAGACCAGGAAACUGUUCACUCAGUAAUAUUACUCUACAAGUUGUUGCAGAGCUGCAGGUAAAGGUGAUUCCUGCCACAGAGGGACAGACAGUAACACUGAUGUGCAGCAGCAGCUGUCCUCUGACUGAAAAGCCUGCAGCCUACAUCUGGUACAAGAACAGAGAGUUUCUCUAUGAGGACUGGUCUCCCUGGUACCAAGAGCUGCUCAGCAGUGAGGAAGCAGUCACAUACUCCUGUGCUGUCAAAGGCUACGAGGAUCUCAGAGCCCCUGAAGUCUCUGUGGAUUCCAUCACAGAGACCUGCUUCAGUGUGACCUAUGCUAAAGGGAGAAUGUGUUCUUACAGGAAGACAUCAGUAGAUGAGCCGUGCUCCAUCACAUAUCCCAGAGGCCACAAGUACCUUCAGUCUGCAGAAGUCUGUGUUCAGGGUAAAAACUGCUGGAGAGUGAAUUAUGUCAGCAGGAGAAUCUGUGCUCUGGAAGGAUCUUCAGUCAACAUCACAAGUGAAUACUCACAUCCUGAUAACAUGAAGCCAGAGUUUAAAUGUUGGAGUAAAAAAUGGAGAAAAGAUAAAGUGGAAGUUGAAGAGCUGAUUGAGGCUGCAGGUCGUGUGGAGUAUCAGGACAACAUGAAGAACCAACACAUCCUGACCAUCAACAACCUGAAGAAGAAUGACUCAGGAGGAUACACAUUCAGAUUCAACAAAGAUCAUGAAGGAUGGACACAGUCUGAUCUGCCUGGAGUCUUUUUGAUUGUCACAGAGCUGAGAGUGAAGAUGAGUCCUUCUGCAGUGGUGACAGAGGGUCAGAGAGUCACACUGACCUGCAGUACCAGCUGUCCUCUGACUGACAACACAAACUACAUUUGGUACUUGAACAGUCGACCUCUGACCCUGAGAGAAAACCAGAACAAACAUCUGAUCCUAGACCCAGUCAGCAGGGAGAAUUCAGGAAGCUACUCCUGUGCUGUGAAAACCAACAAAGAUAUCAGCUCUGCUCCAAAGACUCUCACUGUCCAAAAUUCAGACAAUGCAAGCCCAAGGCUAGUCCUUGGCAAACUGAUUUUACCAGAGCCGCUAGAAAAGAAUGUAGAAGAUGUGAAAGACGGUGGAAAAAGGAUAGGCUGUAUGUCUCCCUGGAAGCUCUUAAGACUAGCUGGAAAGUCUAUCAGAGAGCAGUAA
Messenger RNA from Oreochromis aureus, 1535 nucleotides. RefSeq names its product B-cell receptor CD22-like. The transcript has 8 exons. Lineage: Eukaryota; Metazoa; Chordata; Actinopteri; Cichliformes; Cichlidae. The coding region runs from base 342 to 1535 and encodes 397 amino acids. The record is from RefSeq and is a predicted model, not a curated record.